AUGUUCUCCACCUUUUCCGCUAAUCUCAACUCCACCGAUCGCCCGCCGGAGCAGCCCGCGCCCCGUCCUAAGCGCAGUCAGGUCGGGCGGGCUUGCGACUGGUGUCGGCUGAACCGGAUCAAGUGCGAUGAUAAACAGCCAUGUCAAAAUUGUCGGAACCACGGCGGAUACUGCAGCAACAACAAGAAAUUUGAAGCCCAGUCGCUUCCGGCUGCGAAUCGGGAAAUUCAUCGUUUGCGAAACCGACUCAAGGAUUUCCAGGAGCAACUGGAUAAAUUAAACGAUGAGGCCAAAAGGAACCCCAGGGACGCGAAAAACCCAUCGCAAUCUUACGAUACCCUCACGUCGCCUGCCAGCAUCGCCACUUCAACCGAACUCCCGAAUGCGCCUCGCAAGACAUGGGAUGGCCAUCAAAAUAUGGGGUCGCAGACAGGUCGGGUCAUCCACUAUGGCCCUCAAUCCUCGCCGUACCUCGUGAUUCGCCUUAAUCGUUACAUGUCGGAAUCAUCCAACCAACUGCAUCUCAAAUCGCCCCUUCCAGUCCGCAUUUCACAAAUCCACAGACAUUCUCCGACUAUCUCUCAGGAGCAGUUGUCCGAUGAGACGGAACGACCCAGUCUCCGUCUCGGACUAGCCGAGGUCGAGGAUCUGUCUCGGGAGCAAGAAGAGCAUUUCUUGGUUCUCCUGUGGCAGGGAUAUCACAGCAUGUACCCUAUUGUGGCAGAGCAAGAGUUCCGAGAGUAUUAUGAUUCUCUUUGGGUUCCAAGCAACGGCCAAGCGCCGCGCUCGCCUUCUCCCCUUGUGGACAGUCUACUGGCUGUCUGCAUGCAUUACGGUAGUAGCUUCAUGGUCGACGAUGAUGAUAUGGCCAGCGAGGCAGACUCGCAAGCCAAUCAUUUCACAACCGCGGCGCAUGCUUUUUACCGCCGGAGUCAGCGCGCGCUGAUGGAGACGUUGGAACAUCCUUCGAUCAUGUCACUGCAGAGUCAAAUAUACUGCAUCAUUUACCUCAACAACAUCGUAAAUUUGGAUACCGCUCAUGUGCUGCUUGGAAUGGCCAUCAGAAUCGCACAGAUGCUUCGCCUGCACCUUCGGCCCGUGGGCCCUGUGCCAAAGGCAACACAGGAGUUGCAUUCGCGGAUAUGGUGGACUUUGUACCAGCUGGACAGCCAGAUUUCGAUGACUCUCGGUCGCCCACCGCUUAUAAACACCGAUGAAGUCAGCUGUGCAAUGCCUUCAGACACAGGUGAUGCAGUCCAACCGUCGGCGACGGUUUUGGUAUCACCACCCGAAGAGGAGAUCAGCUGGCUUACAUUCCACGUUGAAUAUAUCCGCCUCAUGGCUGCAGCGCGCACAGUUCAUGCUACAUUCGGUGCAUACUGCGCUGAGAUAUUGCAGACAAAAGACAUCGAGGAUAUCCACGAGGACCCGCCCACCUUGGAAAUGAUCGCAAGAUCUAUGACCAGUUUUGCUCGUCCCAUGUACGAAUGGGUGCAGACUGUCCCACGGUCUCUCAAGAAUGCGCGCAAAUGCUCUGGCGAUGCUUUCUCAACAGAUCGCACACCAGUAAACACGAACCCUGCUAGCCCCCUCUGGCUACAGCGUCAGCGGUUGCUGCUGGAAAUCACCUAUCACCAUUUGCAAAUCACUCUUUUCCGCCCCUUUCUCCGCUUUCCUCCUCGCGGCGCAACCCUCACACCAUUGACCGAUGGUCAUGGCAUUACCUCUCUCAACCAUGCUGUGCUCGUCACAAAUAUUCUCAGCCAGGUCCUGUCAGAGACGGACCUUCUACGCGGAUGGGCCCCAGCCUUCCAAUACCAAUGGGAUGCAACCAUCUGCAUGCUCUCAUUUAUCCUAGCCAACCCAGUCUGCCCCCCUACCCCAGCAGCCAAGAAACUCCUGCCAACCGCUUUCCGAAAUCUGGAUACUCUUGGUCCGUCUUUUACUCCGAUUGCAAACACUGUCCAGCUAGCCUGGGAGCAGUUCCGAUCCAGUUCUACUCCGCGAGGGUGGUCGCAGCUCACACCUCCAAGUCAAAGCGCUUCGGAAUCAGACAUGCCGCCCCCAUCCUCGAUGGGAUCUUCAGUCAGCAUUGCCAAUACUGGUUUCAAUCCUGCACAGGGGAUGAGCGCCACUCCGCAGUCGAAUGAUCUUUUGUCUGGGCUGCUUAGCCCAAAUAAGAUGGGAUCCAAUAUGAUGCUAGAAGCUGAAUUUUUCAAUUCCAGCACCGUCACUCCUCCGAUUGAUCUGAUGGACACAUCUUUUAAUAUUCCAAUGGACUUAUCGAUGGGAGAUACUUCCCAAUGGAAGCCAAAUGGCAUGUCAUUGGAGUCCUGGGAGGACUAUGGACCUCAAUAA
Molecule: messenger RNA, 2358 nt
Organism: Penicillium brevicompactum
Lineage: Eukaryota; Fungi; Ascomycota; Eurotiomycetes; Eurotiales; Aspergillaceae
Product: Zn(II)2Cys6 transcription factor
Exons: 2
Coding region: 1-2358 (785 amino acids)
Biological process (GO): DNA-templated transcription; positive regulation of transcription from RNA polymerase II promoter by galactose
Cellular component (GO): nucleus
Molecular function (GO): DNA-binding transcription factor activity, RNA polymerase II-specific; zinc ion binding; RNA polymerase II cis-regulatory region sequence-specific DNA binding
Source: RefSeq, a predicted model, not a curated record